GAGUACUGAUACUGAGUAACAUUAUUCCGCAUAACCUUUAUUUGUUUGUUGUAAAUGUUUUAAUAGUAAUCCUAGUACUGUUGUUAAAAACGAACUUAAAGUAAUCCGUUUCUUAAUAUAAAACCAACAUCAUGCAUUGGCGUUCUUUACUUAACAUGCGGACGCAUCUGUCCAAUUUUACAGCACAUAGAUGUUUAAGUAAUAACAUACCUGAGAUUACCAAAGUACAUAGAGAAAUAUACACGAGAAUGUAUCCUACGACGGUAGUUCUACCAGAUGGGUCUUCAUUUAACAUAAGAUAUCAUGAGCCUAGGAAAAUUAUAAAGCUUCCCUUAGACUUAUCCCAGCUGUCAGAAGAGGAACGAAAGCAGAGGAUUGAUAAACGAAAACCAAGAAAGAAGGUUAAAAUUACCGAGGAUGUUGAAGAUAACUUUAAUGCUAAAAAAUAUUUGAAGUAUAUGAAGAAAAAGUGAGCUUAGUAAAAUCUGUGUAAUGUAGUUUAUUUCUAUCUUAUAUUAUAUAUUAGAAUUGAAGAGUUGUUUAA
Leguminivora glycinivorella is the source of this 544-nucleotide messenger RNA. RefSeq names its product 39S ribosomal protein L55, mitochondrial (gene mRpL55). NCBI's taxonomy places the organism in Eukaryota, Metazoa, Arthropoda, Insecta, Lepidoptera, Tortricidae. The transcript is spliced from 2 exons. The coding region runs from base 132 to 473 and encodes 113 amino acids. Gene Ontology annotation, molecular function: structural constituent of ribosome. Gene Ontology annotation, biological process: translation. The record is from RefSeq and is a predicted model, not a curated record. Gene Ontology annotation, cellular component: mitochondrial large ribosomal subunit.